This is a messenger RNA of Nymphaea colorata (pocket water lily), 3184 nucleotides long. RefSeq names its product pentatricopeptide repeat-containing protein At1g09190-like. The coding region runs from base 673 to 2637 and encodes 654 amino acids. Gene Ontology annotation, molecular function: RNA binding; protein binding. Lineage: Eukaryota; Viridiplantae; Streptophyta; Magnoliopsida; Nymphaeales; Nymphaeaceae. The record is from RefSeq and is a predicted model, not a curated record. Gene Ontology annotation, biological process: RNA modification. The transcript has 2 exons.
AUGAAGGUUAGAAAGAGAGAGGGAGGAGAGAGGGGGGCCACGGGUUUUGCUUAAAAACAAAACUCUCGGCCUCCAUGGCUUAGGGUUUGAUAAAAAUUCUGAAACCCUCCGCUGCCAUGGCUGAUGGUUACAAAGAGAGAAACAUAGAGAGUUGAGACAGAAAGAUGUUGACAGUCGCCGGACGACCUUCUCGUCGAUCGACUUGCCAUCGUCGCCAUCGACAUUGGCUGCUUUCUUCCUUCUACAUGAUUUUGUCAUUGCCGCACACCUCCUUCGACCACAGACUAGAUCUUCUUCAGUGGGCAAUCCCAGAAAACGAGCUUCGGCUAUGUCGUCCUCAGUGGCUGAAGAGAAAUGAGAGGAGCCUUACGCCUGAGACGGAAAGAGUAGGAGAAUAAGAACGAGAGGGUGACGGUUUAAAGGGAGAGAACUCGGAGGAAAAAACAUGAGAAGGAAAGGCUGCUGGGUGCUGCCAUCGUAAAGAAAAAAGGGAAGAAGAAAGAGGAGGAGCGGAAGAACGCAGAGGCAGUGGUCUAAUGUCCCUGCUACAGCCUUUUGCAUCAGCUACUGCUUGUCGCCUUCCGAAACUGCCGCUCCAUGGUGCUGAGAUAGCCGGACUCUUGUUGUCCACUCCACCCCGUGGCUCUUUGUCCCCUUCGUCAGUGAGGAGAGAUGCUUGCCUUCCACCUGCAACCGAGAGUAUCCUGUUGCUUCAUUAUGAAUUAUUCCCGGGUCCUCUUCUCCUCUUCCAUUCCAGCACUCAACCCCAUCGCGAACUCCACACCGGACGGUCCGCUCAACCAGUCGCUCCUCUACCUUAUGGAGCAUUGCCAGAGUUUCGAGCAACUAAAGCAACUCCAUGGACGAACCAUAGUCACCGGUCUAAUCAAUGACCGUAUCUACUUAACUUCAUUCCUCAGCUUGUGCACCAGGCUUGAUAGUCUUGAUCAUGGUCUUUCUAUAUUUGAUCGAAUUGUUAGUGUUGAUAUGCUUAUGUGCAACACAAUCAUGAGGCAAUGUGUGUCCAGCUCUUCACCGUGUGUAGCUUUUGAGUUCUACAAGAAAUUAUUGAGUAGAGGGGCUAGCCCUGAUAGUUACACACUUCCUCUGGUCAUAAAAGUGUGUGCCCAUCUGCUUUUGCACCAAGAAGGGAGAGAAUUUCAUGCCCAUGUGAUUAAGUUUGGAUACGAGCAGAAUAUAUAUGUACUGAAUGGUUUGAUUCAUAUGUAUGCUGAAUUUGGUGACGUGAUUACUUCUAAGCAAGUUUUUGACAGCAUGGUCGUAAGAGAUGUUGCUUCAUGGACUUCAUUGAUGCAUGCCUAUGCAGAUUCUGGUGACUACGUUGCUGCUCACAAGUUGUUUGAUGAAAUGCCUGAGAGAAAUGUGGUCGCAUGGACCACUAUGAUGGAGUGUUGGACAAGAGCUAAUCAACCUGGUAUCGCUAUAAGUGCUUUCUAUGAGAUGAAGGUUGCUAAUCAAGAUAUAGAUGGGGUUGCCGUUGUCACCCUGGUUACGGCAUGUGGGAAGUUGGGACGUGUCAAAAUUCUCUAUUGGGUUCAUGGUGUUAUUCAGAAACACGCACUAGAGGGCAAUGUAUCUGUAAUGACAACCUUGAUUGAUAUGUUUGCUAAGUGUCAUUCCAUUGAUUUUGCACAUGCCAUUUUCAACAGUAUGAGUACUAGGAGCAUUGUCACUUGGAAUGUCAUGAUUUCUUGUUAUGCAGAACUUGGUGAAUUGGGUAUUUCCUAUUACAUGUUCAAUCAGAUGCCCGACAAAAAUAUCGCUACUUGGAAUAGUUUGAUUGCAGGAUGCACUCGUUGUGGCUGUUACCAUCAAGCAAAGGAUGUGUUUAGGGUUAUGCUAUCGUCCAACUGGAAACCUGACCGGGUGACAUUGGUUACCCUUAUCUCAGCUAUUGUCAAAUCAGGUGAUUUGACUUCUGGUAAGCAAGUUCAUGGAUUCAUCUAUAGGAGCAGAGUUCAUUUGGAUGUCAGCCUUGGAAAUGCUUUAAUUGAUAUGUAUGCCAGGUUUGGGUUUGUGAAGAUGGCAAGACUGUUAUUUGAUUCCAUGCCCGAGAGAAACAUUGUUUCAUGGAACACCUUGUUGAUUGGGGCUGCCAUGCAUGGCCAUGGCAAUAUGGCUGUUGAUCUUUUUGAGGCGAUGCAGUCUUCCUUAGUUAAGCCAGAUGAAGUGACAUUUGUGGCCAUUCUUAGUGCGUGCAGUAGAGCAGGCAUGGUGAAGGAGGCAUUUUGGUAUUUUGAGAGGAUGAGAUCAGUGUAUAAUGUUGAGCCAAAGGUUGUCCACUUUACAUGCAUGGUUGAUCUCCUGGGAAGGGCAGGCUAUGUGGAUAAUGCAUAUCGACUGGUUAAAGACAUCCCAGUUAAACCGGACGCCAUAUUGUGGGGCGCCCUACUGGGGGCUUGUAAUGCUCAUAGCUGCUUUAACCUUGGGAAAUUUAUUGGUGCAACUAUGCUGGACGUUGCACCGGAUGAUAGUGCAACAUAUAUUGCUCUUUCAAAUAUGUAUGCUUCUGAAAAUAGGUGGGUGGAUGUAAAAACUAUAAGAGACCUUAUGAAUGAUAAGGGACUGAAAAAAACAUAUGGAUACAGCAUCUUAAAUGUGGAUUCUGAAAUUUGAAGAAUGUGAAUACAUGAAAACUUCUACUCUAUCACGAAAUCAUUUAUCUUGCUCUUUGAGGAUAGGAGUAAAGUUCCUUAAGUUCUCCCAUCAAGCAUCAGAACUUUGAAUCAAAGAUCUUCAGUUAAUCAAAUGCAAUACAAUUUGAAUUUCAACUGCCCGACAAAGAAGACGAUUUGGGUUUCAGUCACUGGUUUCUUUUACUUCUUAAAAAACAUGAAAAAGAUCUGUUACGAGUUCAAGCUAUGCCUCAUAUUUUUGGAAUUUUGCGUUGGAGGCCUGGCACAUCAGCAUAUUCUCUGGCAAGAAGCAGGCUGUCACAAGUCUAAGCAAGCACAGGCCUUAUGGAAAGAGUACUAUCUUUAGGGUUCUGUUCCAACAGGCAAGCCAGAAUAUCUUUUGGCUCAGCGAGGCCGUAGUUUCCUCGGCAUCCAAAUUAUUUGGAAAAAAAGAAAACUGAGAAAGGCGAUGUCAAGAAUAAAAGAUAAAAGGAAAGGCGAGUUAAAAGGUCGAUUAUAAAACAAAGCAGGUUACAAUAACACAAUAA